GGAGACAGGACAUCACCGAAAGACGCAUAUUGAGUAUGUGGAUUAGGAGAGCACUCAUGGACUCCAAGGGAACUACUUGGCUGAAAAAAGAGAAGAAUGAAGUAUAUGCUGAACUAGGCUCCUUGGUUCAGUUACACACAUCUACCAUGAAAGUAAAAGAAGAAUUGGAUGAGCAAGUGAGCAAACAGUUUCUUCAAGAUCCACCAAGGAUUGUAAUGCCUAGUCUUCUUAUAAAGCAAGACCUAGAACUGAAACGGGAUUUAGAUGGCGUUGAGCAUGAUGUAAGUUUUCACAUCGGUGAUGCAUUGUGCAUGAAGUACUAUAUGAAUAUCAUGAAAUGCAUUGGGUGCAGUAAAUUCCAGUGAUCAUAAAUGAUGAAUCAUUAAAACCUAGGAUAUUAGCACUUCUCCAGAAUUUUUAUAGUAUUUCAAUUGACUGUAGGUAUAUUCUUCUCUUGUAUGUAAUGGUAUUUGAAUGAAACUUGUAGGAAACAUAAGUUUAUUAACUGUAACACAUCGUAAUUUUAUUGUACAUGUAAAUAAUAAAUGUCUCAAAUUCGUUCUUGGAACAAAUGUACCAAAGAAGA
Molecule: messenger RNA, 586 nt
Organism: Schistocerca piceifrons (Central American locust)
Lineage: Eukaryota; Metazoa; Arthropoda; Insecta; Orthoptera; Acrididae
Exons: 4
Coding region: 36-365 (109 amino acids)
Source: RefSeq, a predicted model, not a curated record